CCUCCGUCACGUGACGCUAGUUGCUACCGAAGCUGAGCUGCGUUCAUUUUUAUUGAAAAUGUCCGACUCGGAGGACGCUACAAUGACCAUUCCCUGCGUAGUUGUCACAAGCAGUGACGGCACCUUUAAAGAGGAAGAAAUGAUAAAGCAAAUUCUCGGUUCGCAAACGUUGCCAGAAGCGACCAAACGUGAACAAGCAGUAGUAUGGUACCCGUGGACCAUCAAUAACAAGUAUUACACAGCAGAUGUCCGGCUAUGUGUCGUUCCCAGCACUUUUCAAAUGUCAGCAGAGAUUGCACAGUCCAUGCAGGCUUUCAUUGCUUAUUUUGAUAGUACACAGAAGGAUGGUCUGGAAAAGCUUCGUCCGUGGAUCUCUGUGGUAGAGGACAUCGCUCCAGAGGUGCUCAUUCUAGUGUGUGACAGAGUUUGUGAUGACGGUGUAAGCAGACGUGAAGCGCAGCAGUGGUGUUUGUCGCACAGCUUUGAGCUGGUGGAGCUUAAUCCUCUGGAGUUGCCUGAUGAAGAUGAUGACUUUCCAGAAUCCACAGGGGUAAAAAGAAUUGUGCAAGCUCUCAAUGCAAAUGUAUGGACCAGUGUGGAGAUGAAGGAUGGGAAUAGUCAGAGCUUUGGAUUCAUGAGUAGUUUGGUGGCUGCACGACACAACAACCCUCGCAGCUGUCAAGAGCCACAAUCUUCUAGUCUGACAGCAGAGGGCACACUUGUUAACGAAGUGGAUUGUCAGACACGGAGAACCAGCUCACAGGAGAACGUGGCUGUUGAUGCAAUGACCAAUCUGGAUAUUCAGGAGCUUGCAAAUCUCACAGCUGGUGAUGCAGAUGUGGAUAACUUUGAACGCCUCUUCACCAAAUUAAAAGAGAUGAAAGACAAAGCUUCAUCAUUACCUCAUGAGCAAAGAAAAGUUCAUGCAGAGAAGGUUGCAAAAGCAUUUUGGAUGGCAAUUGGUGGUGAUAAUGAUGAGAUAGACGGCUUAUCAUCAGGUGAGGAAAGCUAACAGAAGUGAGCUGUGACCCCAUCAACGUAUCCUAUACCUUUGCUGGCUCUUGCGCCAGCUCCAGAGCUCCCUCAAAUGGCUCUUGCGUGGGGAAAGUGGACUUUCUCAUGGACGAACUGUAGACAGGUUUGCCUCCUUCAAAAUGGUAGUACUGGUUUUAAUGAGGUAAUAAACGGCUUGGACUCUGCAGUUGUCCAUAGUGACAUUCAACCAAAAAAAAAAAUAAAAAAAUAUGAAGGUACAAUAUUAUUUAUGAAUUUAUCCCUGGCCUGCAAUUUUCCAAUGUGUUUGGAAGUGACAAGUGUGCCUUAUUGUAAAGAACUACAGUAAACCCAAUUGAAAAAAAUUCCGCCAGCUUUCGUUAGCCAACUAACUGCUCGCCACUUGCGCGGCCACCCAACAAGCAUCUGGCGACGUACAUACAGUAAAGGCUUAAAAUCCCAAAAAGGUAGGAGAACAACUUGAAAAUUGCAAGAACAGCCAAGUCAAAAGAUUCCACCCGGUGGUGGCAAAAAGUUGGUGGUUGUUUAAGAUUUAAUAAAUGUAUGUUUUUUUUUUCUCUUUUUUUUCAUAAAUAAAAUGUAUAGGAAAUGAUGUAAGCAAUUACCUGGGAUGUCCUACUUAAGAUAUUAAGUAAACAGCAAGUCAAGAAGAUAUGCACAUUUAAAAUAUAGCAAAGUUUGGGCACAUCUGGUUUUGUUCCCUAAUAAGACCUUGUAUACAAAUAAGUAAUGAACAUUCUGUCAAGUCACAAAAGAUGAACUGUCAAACAUAAUGAAUAGUCUGUGAUGUCACCAUAAAGACUUUUUGUUUUUAGUAUUUGUAAAUGGCUCUUUUCUUUUGCAAUACUGUAAAAAUGGCUGUUGCACUGUGAGUGACUGUUAAAGAUGUCACAUGCAAAUAAAGAACAAUAAAAUUAAAAUGCAUAAAUUUGAAUCUAUUU
Molecule: messenger RNA, 1955 nt
Organism: Corythoichthys intestinalis (scribbled pipefish)
Lineage: Eukaryota; Metazoa; Chordata; Actinopteri; Syngnathiformes; Syngnathidae
Gene: aagab
Product: alpha and gamma adaptin binding protein
Exons: 10
Coding region: 59-1012 (317 amino acids)
Source: RefSeq, a predicted model, not a curated record